Molecule: messenger RNA, 1773 nt
Organism: Psylliodes chrysocephalus
Lineage: Eukaryota; Metazoa; Arthropoda; Insecta; Coleoptera; Chrysomelidae
Source: the annotation of a GenBank genome assembly
AUGGUGAAGGACGUGAAGAGAAAACCCUGUUCUAAGAGCCUUACACCGAAAUCAGCACGAAGACCAGUGCCACAUAACGAAGAGAUUCCCGUACCAGUAUGUUCCACAUUGCCAGAUGUUUCGAUGUCAGAAGUAGAAGAAAUUGAGGACCAGUACAGUAACAGCAGUGGAAGUGAAUAUGAGGUAAUACCAUCAACACCCCAGCAGUUCUCCUUAGAAGAACUGAAUGGCCUGAUACGAGACCUAGGUCUAUCAAAGCAAGCAUCUGAACAUCUAGCAUCCAGGAAAUAUGAUGAAUCUUACUUAAAAUUUGGAUUUACUUGGACGGGAAGUUCAGACGAGCCUUCUCCACAAUGCGUGGUUUGUUCAGAAGUAUUAUCAAAAAACUCUAUGAAAUCUUCUCUUUUGAAACGCCAUUUUGAAAGUAAACAUGGAAAUUUAGUAAAUAAAGAUUUAGAGUAUUUUAAACGUCUUUUGGAAGAUCUUCAUAGUAGGAAAAGUACUAUAAAACAUUUUUCUGGAGCAGACAAAAAUGAAAAAGCUCUGAAAGCUUCGUAUAAAGUUAGCCAUCUAAUUGCUAAAUCUGGGAAAAUCCACACCAUUGGUGAAAACCUCAUUCUCCCUGCUGCAUUAGAAAUAGUUUCUUGCAUGUUUGGAGAAAAAGAGGCAAAAAGUAUUAAAAAUAUACCAUUGUCAAAUGACACAGUUUCACGAAGAAUCAAUGACAUGGCAAGCAACACAAAAGAGCAACUCGUGCUAGUAAUACGAGAAUGUCCGUGGUUUGGAAUACAAAUUGACGAAACGACAGAUGUUGCUGGCUUAGCCCAAUUGAUAGUUUUUGUGCAUGGAAUCCGUGAGGAUAAAGUUACAAAUACAGGGAACAUUGAAAAAUUGCUUCAAGGAUCUUCAGAAGAAAAAAGAUUGACGGUUGUAGCUAAAGAAGCCGAGUACAAAUUAAGUUUGGACCUCAUUGCAGAAUAUAAUUGCCCAAUGUUGCUAAUGGAUCAUGUUGUUAAACUUUUAGUAUCUAGUAUUCCAGAUUCUCAAGUGGUGAAAAAUAUAAAUUGUGGGAGAACAAAGGCUACCCAAAUAUUUAAAAUGUUGAAGAUUGAGGCUAAAAACGAACUUGUGCAACAACUAAAAAAUAUGAACCAAAGUUCCAUUAAAGACCAGUUAUUGUCACUGGUAGAGGUAGAGAAUUGCUCUGCAGAUGGUCUCACUAAAGCCAUUGUGGAUUUACUGGAUAAAUCUGAAAUUAAUUACCAUAAUUUUAUUAGUUUCGGUGCAGAUAAUGCUUUUGUUAUGAUGGGGCAGAUAGCAAAACUUAAAGAAAAAAGUGAAGUUAUUAAGAAGAAUUCCGAAUUGUUUGGUGAGGAGAAAGUAGACGAAUUGUUUGAUGCUGUACAGAAAAGAUAUAGUAUCUACAUCGCUUUGGAUGUAUUAAACGCUUACAGUACCUCCAAAAUCAAGAUUAUUCUCGAAGAGAACGAAAUUUUAUUACAUGCAUACCAAGUGAUUCAUAUAUUUAAGAAAAAGGAAGAUCUUUUUAAAAUAUAUAUCGAUUACAGUGUUAGUUUGCUUAAAAAACCGUACGGUGAGAAUGGUGUCCUGAAUGUAUUGGCUUUCCAGAACCCUUCUCUCUUCUUACAAUUAUUUAAAUGUGAUAAAAUAGUUACCGAAACAUUACCGAAAGCAACUAGUGCAGGAAUUGCAAAUAUCACCAAACCAGAAAUACUAGAAAAUCCUAAAUACGGAUUUCGUUAUAUUUUAUAG